CUUCAUGUUCAACAGGAGACACCGAUUUAAACCGUCGCAAACCACCUACCACCCCGUGAGUGAGUGAGCGCCCGUGAGAAGCCGAAUAAUCUUAAUCAUAAGAUGUCUUACGAUCCUCGAACCACCGAUGAGGCACCACCAAAUGCCACAUUUUCAACCGUUCCUCCAUCUGCAACCUGUGCGACGGGGAUUCCUGCGAAUCCAACACCCCCGCCUCCAACAAUUCACAAAAGAACCUACCAGGCCUGCAUUCCAUGUCGGCAGAGAAAAGUUCGCUGCGACCUCGGCUCCGUUGAAGCCCCGCACGACCCACCCUGCGUCCGCUGCCGUCGCGAAUCCAAGGAAUGCUACUUCUCCGCUACGAGGCGCAAGACGAGAACCCCGAGCACGGACGAGGUAGGAAUCGGUCGCGGCCGCGGCACCAUCCGUGGGGUGGUCAGGAAGCACGAGGAUGACGAGGAAGUGCUCUCACCGAUCAAGCGAUCCCGCUCAAUUGGCCACGGAGACUUCGCUAAUUCCCCAUCUUAUUCACCCAGCUUUGCGGGGAAGCCUUUCGUUACGCCCAUCGAUCCACGGCUUGCGGAGCGAGAUGGGGAUGUCGACAGCAGGGACGGGGACACGGCAACGGCCGCUGAGGCGCUGCUCCAGACGCCCGUUUGCAAUUCGCACCAGGCGCUGUUAGCGCUUGUCGAGGUAGCGGGGAGGGAUGCGCCGAUGUCCACGGGUGGGAAAUCACCCGGCGAUACGGAUGGGGAAGGUGAGAAGGAUGUCGAUGAUAGUCUGUCACCAGCUACACGGAAUGGGGUUGGGGUUCGGUUCUCCUCGGCGGGCGAUGGUACUUUCUCCCCGUAUGCUCGCAGGCGGGCAGGAAGCAAUUCUACCACUUCUCCCGGAACACAGGCUGGUCGGCCGGGGACUGCUAGGAGUCUGAGCAUCAGCACCAUUCACGAGGACAAAGAUGGACUGGAAAAGGCUGCGGGGUGGUUCACUGCUAGGGAAGCAAUUCAAUAUGUUGAAUACUUUUACAAACAUCUACACCCGUUGUCACCAACCCUAACAUCGCCCUCCCUGCAACAUAUUUCACACCCCAGUCACCACCCCUCACUCCUUCGCUUAGAGCCCUUCCUGACAACCAUCAUCCUUCUGAUAACAUCACGGUACAUGGUCCUCUCGGGCCCGGGGGGUCAAUCAAGAUCGUAUGCAAUCCACGACAUGCUAUGGCGGGAAGUCCGCGGCGGAUGCGAAGGGCUCAUGUGGGGCGGCGGGUGGGGCGGUCUUGGAACCGCAAGUAGCAACAACCACUCGUACACACACAGCGCAAAAGUAGCGCGCGGGCUGCGUACAUUGGGGACGGUGGAAGGCUUAUUGAUACUCACAGAAUGGCACGUCCGCGGGCUGCACUUCCCGAUGGAUGUGGAGGAGGGCGACUGGAUGGUGGAUUCGUCCGAUAGCGAGGAGUGCGAGACCACGCACACCCGGCGGAAAGCGCGCAAGGGCGGAGGCGUGGUGGAAGGCUUGAGCGACCGCAUCGAAAAUAUACUCGAGCCGGCGUACCGCAGUGAUCGGAUGAGUUGGAUGUUGCUGGGCAACGCCCUCGCGCUGGCGUACGAACUCGGUGUCUUUGACGAGAUAGACGAGCCGGCGUCCACCACUCCCGCACACCUCCCCUCCAGAGAACCGCCCCCGCCAGACACGGGCUACCGUCUUCGCUUCCAGAGAAUCCAGAAGCUCCUCCUCCUCUACGUCCUCCAACUUGCCUCGCGCCUCGGUUGGACGAGCAUGAUCCCGCGACACAUCACUCAAUCCGUCCAGCACAAGCUCAAUUCCGCCGGCGCCUCCCCGGCUAGCGUGACCAUAACCGGCCGCUGGGAUAGCGAAGAUGAGCUCCAGGACGUGAUCUUUCACAGCUGGGUUGACCUAACAAUGGUGAUGAAGCACUCGGCGGAAACGCUUUUCCCCUCGCGCCGGCAUACCAAAGAGAUCAUGCGGACGGGCCGCUACGUGGAGCUCCUGGAGUACUUCCAGCCCAAGCUGAAGGACUGGAAGCGCGACUUCGACGCCCUCAACCUCCCGAACCCGAUUCACCACAUCCUUAGCAUGGAAUACGAGCACGUAAGGUUUUACAUCAACUCCCUCGCCCUCCAAGCCGUCGUGGACCGGUGCACCGUGAACAACAGCACGAAAACGGCAAUGAUGCAGGUGAACGCGAAGGAUGUAUCCUUCAUAAAAGAAGUCGUUGACGCCUCCCGCGCUCUCCUAUCCUGCGUCGUGAAGAAGAUGUGUCCGGGGGGGUACCUCAAGCAUGCGCCUGUUCGAAUCUACCUGCGCAUUCUGGGCGCUAGCAUGUUCUUACUGAAGACUCUCGCGCUCGGCGCGAAAGAGAGCGACGUCACGACCAGCAUAGACCUCAUCCAUGACACGAUACGUGCACUCCGUUCCGCAAGCGUCGACGAUGUACACCUUGCGCUACGCUUUGCGGAUUUACUAGAGAUAUUGACGAAUCGGGUUAAUGCUCGAUUCAUCAGGAUCAAUCCUACCAGCAGUGCAACUACCAAUGCUACUGCCGAUACAUCCGCAAAUACCCCACCACCGCAGGCCACGUCGCCAAAGACGAAGGUUAGGAUGCUCCCACCUCCGACUCCCGGCACACUGCAGGCCGACAUGGCCAGGGGGGAUUAUGGGUACGACGGAGCGGAUAUCCACGAUGCCGAGUUUCUCUUCAGCGGGUAUGAGUGGUUGGCGUUGCCGAUCGAUCCCGUUACUGGCGCCGGGUUCGAUGCUGGUGUUACGCAGAGUCAGAUGGGCGUUGAUGUUGGCGGGGUGGAUUUGUUGGAGUUGUUGUUGGCGGGGAGUGGUGGUGGGUAG
Molecule: messenger RNA, 2865 nt
Organism: Tuber melanosporum (Perigord truffle)
Lineage: Eukaryota; Fungi; Ascomycota; Pezizomycetes; Pezizales; Tuberaceae
Exons: 4
Coding region: 103-2865 (920 amino acids)
Biological process (GO): aromatic amino acid catabolic process; positive regulation of transcription by RNA polymerase II
Cellular component (GO): nucleus
Molecular function (GO): DNA-binding transcription factor activity, RNA polymerase II-specific; zinc ion binding
Source: RefSeq, a predicted model, not a curated record